GCGACGUCAUCAGUGAGCGCCUGUAUAGUGCAGUAAGCGGGAUUUCUCUCUUUGAAUGGGUGAAUCGGUUCUGGGAAGAAUCGGGUUUAAACUGAGCGGAUUCUACUGUGCUGCGGGCUGGUCUGAGCGUUUCUAAGAUGAUCGAUAUGAUCGAGAAGGAGGAGAACAUUAUCAGCGAGGAGGAAGCGGCUCAGUAUGACCGGCAGAUCCGGCUGUGGGGUCUGGACGCACAAAAGAGACUGAGGGGGUCUCGAGUGCUCCUGGUUGGACUGAGAGGUCUGGGGGCUGAAGUGGCAAAAAACCUUAUCCUGGCUGGAGUGAAGGGUCUCACUCUGUUGGACCAUGAACAGGUUACAGAGGAAUCCAGGCGAGCUCAGUUCCUGAUCCCAGUGGAUGCAAAUGGUCAAAAUCACGCUCAGGCUUCUCUGGAACGAGCCCAGUUCCUUAAUCCAAUGGUGGAAGUUAAGGCUGAUACUGAUCAAGUAGAGAGCAAGUCCGACGACUUCUUUCUGCAGUUUGAUGCGGUUUGUCUGACUGGAUGCUCCAAAGACCUGAUGAUGCAUGUGGAUCAGCUCUGUGCCUCCAAAAACAUUAAGGUCUUCUGUGGGGAUGUGUUUGGUUACCAUGGAUACAUGUUCUCUGACCUGGGCCAGGAGCAUCAUUAUGUGGAAGAGAAACCGAAGAUUGUGAAACCGUCAGAAGAGACUAAUGAUGGACCUGAAGUGAAGAAACCCAAAAUUGACCCUAAUGAGACCACCAUGGUGAAAAGGACGGCCAGUUUUUGCUCCCUCAAAGAAGCCCUGGAGAUAGACUGGACGAGUGAGGAGGUCAAAGGUCGUCUGAAGCGCACCCCGUCAGACUACUUUUUACUGCAAGUGUUGCUCAAAUUCCGCACGGAUAAAGGUCGCAAUCCUGACCCGGCCAGCUAUGCUGAGGAUUCACAGCUUCUCCUACAGAUCCGGGACGAUGUCCUGGAGGCCCUGGGGGUGAAUGCGGAUCUGCUGCCCGACAGCUUCGUCAGCUACUGCUUCUCUGAGAUGGCUCCAGUGUGUGCAGUGGUGGGAGGAGUACUUGGGCAGGAGAUAGUCAAGGCGCUGUCUCAGAGGGAUGCUCCGCACAGAAACUUCUUCUUCUUUGAUGGCUUGAAGGGCAGCGGGGUGGUGGAUUACUUCUGCGCCAAAUAACCACAGAGGAGACCACAGAAGUGACGGUUGUUGAAAGUGUAGGCACUCAAAAACUCAAAGCACCAUGGGAAACCUUGGGAGUUCUUUUGCUGCAAAAAGGAGCAAACAUUCUGGUUGUUAUUGGACUGUGUAGCUUUUGAAGCACAAAGCUAUUCUUCUGCUGCCAGGAGGAGCUCAGGCUGCUCGUUCUGUUCAUGCUGUUCACGCUUCAGACACACUCUUUCUGUCCACAGUUCCAGUAAAUAGAGACGGUCAAUCAGUUAUCGGUCAUGUCAUUUGUUAUUGUUUUGUUUUCUUUUUAUAUUUUGUAAUGAAAAGGUCCAAAUAAAUGCAUUUGUUUGGGAUCAAA
Molecule: messenger RNA, 1533 nt
Organism: Astyanax mexicanus (Mexican tetra)
Lineage: Eukaryota; Metazoa; Chordata; Actinopteri; Characiformes; Acestrorhamphidae
Gene: sae1
Product: SUMO1 activating enzyme subunit 1
Exons: 9
Coding region: 138-1184 (348 amino acids)
Biological process (GO): protein sumoylation
Cellular component (GO): SUMO activating enzyme complex; cytoplasm
Molecular function (GO): SUMO activating enzyme activity
Source: RefSeq, a predicted model, not a curated record